AGGAUAGUGUCUUCCAGAUACUCACACAGGAGGAACAUGAGCUUUCAGCUGAUUUAGAGACGUCUCCAGUGCACUCCAUGGGGUUUAACGUUCUCUUUAGAACAACAGGUGGCGGAACUGAAGGUGAACUCACAGGUCAAGUCGACAAAACCUUAUCUGGGGGAUAACAGACUCAGUUCAGGAGAUGUCCUUGUAACGCAGAAAAAUGGAUCUCCUGAAUCAAAUUAUCAACCUGUGAUCCCAAGUUCCCUUUUAGUCCCUGAGGGUACAGAAGAGACGGAGAUAGGAGAAUCAUGGCAAUCAGACACAACGAGACAAGCCACGGUUACUGAUGCCUUUGGGGUGAUGAGGAAUGAUGAUCCCAGUCAGGAAGAUUAUCAACAAGCUCAAAAAGUAGAGAAUUACAUAUUUGGUCUUAUCCAACGCAGAGUUUUACCCAUGCGCCCCUCUAAGCCCCGCACCAGCCUCUCACAUGAUGCCCGAGUUGUCACUGUUGUGAGGCAGAGUAGUUUAUGCCGUAAGGAUGAACAAGAUUCACUAAAGCAGGUGUCUGUUCAACAGAUCUCAACUCUGUCCCAGUGUUCAGAGGGAACUGCCUCACAGGCUUGCCAAAAUGUGGAUCAGAAAUGUCAUCUAGGGACCAAGUUAAAUGAAGAGGCCUCACCCUUAUACCACAACCACCUCCUCCAAAGUGUCCCGCAUCAACCAGGAUUUUAUCACAAGCCAAGGCAGGCCUCUAUGGUUCACACAUCCAGCUCAACCUUGCCAGACUAUCUAUCUUGCAGUGUGCAGCCAGCCAAACAAGACUCCAGCAAUAGUGAAACCGAUUCAACCCUGAUUCAUAACUACCAGCCAGCUCCAGCUGUGUCAAAGACUCACUAUCCACCUUCUCCUGUUGGGCAGUUGGUCAAUGCAGAGUAUAUUCCAGCCCAGCCCUGUCGAGCCUACACCAGAGCUUAUGCCCAGUAUCACUCCAAUCCCCAGAAGGGCUCUGGGAUAGCUAAACCUAACAGAAGCAUGAUUUCUCCAGAAAGAAACCAUCAUCAUGAAGAGCAGCAGCCAACAGCUUCUCAGGUCCAGCCCUCCAGAUGUCGGGGGGGCCCAAAGAAGUGCCGUUUGAAUGAAGAGAGAAGUGGUGCCACUAAGAGGCUGGGGAAGAAGGCUUGUAGGUCUCAGUCAGAGAACAGCUUGCAAAGGGCUCCAGAGCGCAAGUACAAUACGGUAGAGAGGGAUGGUGGAGGAAGUGGGAGUGGUGGAAGGGGAAGCCGGAGUAGUCAAUCCAGGAGCAAGAAACAACAGCAAGGAAGUGGUAGCUGUCGGCGCUGGCAGUCCAGUCUUGAGCUCAGCCAAGAUGAAGCUGACCAGCUGCCCGUGCCGGCACCUGUGCCAAACCAAAGGGAGCUUUGUCCUAGGCGCACACGCAAAUCUCGUUCUACACAUACAUCAUAUGUCUCUCCACACCGCAACCACAAUCUCCUCCAACACUCCCACCAUCAUCAACCCAUGGAGUACCAGUUAGAGAGGGAUCAAGUGCCACUGUGUAAGCCAAGUGAGAACUACCUUCACCAAGAUCAGGGUGAGUCUGAGUCAAGCAUGAGCGAGGCUGACUCUCCAGACUCCAGCUCUCUAUCCAGUGACUCAGAUGAAAGUGGUGGUCUGGUUUGGCCCCAACAACUCCCCCCUCAACUUUCCCUCCCAUCACCUCCGGCCCCACCUGGAGCCCCUCUGCAGCCCAAAGCUUUUGUCAAGAUUAAGGCCUCACAUGCCCUUAAGAAGAAGAUCUUGCGCUUCCGCACUGGUUCGCUGAAAGUAAUGACCACUGUAUGAAGUGGAAUAAUGGCCAAAAUAAAGUAAUAUGAGCUGUCGAGCGUUGGACUAUGUAGCAUGACUGAACACAAACUGUGAAAACAACAAACAUUUUUAAUUAGGUAUGAUAUGAAAAUCUAUUUCUACAUGGAAGUAGACUGACUGAAUUGAUAGGAUGGCUUUAGAUCACCCUCAACAAGCAAUGAAAGAAAUGGCUAUCAACAUAUCAGUUAUUUGUUUAAAAAAUUGAUGUAAAAUUGUUUAUGAAGUGUAAUAGUUUGGAUGGAAAUUUGGAUGACUCAUGCUUCGUCAAAGGAUAGCCUGAUCUAAUGAAAUAUCCAAGCACAUCCGAAUACACACCCAAUGAACAAUUACAUCACUGUUUAUUUAGACAUUGUCUUGGAAGUCACAGUAUUUCAUGGUUUUAGCUUUUAGCCAUACCCAGAUAAAUGUUCAAUAUACAAGCGUUUUUAUGAGCUGUUGGUUCUCAUGCAAGGCCAUUUUUAUAUUUCAAUGCAAAUUUUGUUAUUUUUGGUCUUGUUUUCCUUCUUGUGUGGAUUGUAUGUAUGAUCGAUCUAAUUCAGUUACAUCAGACCUUUAACUUUAACCAUUUAAUAAGUAACUGCCUGAUCAUAAGCAUAACCUCUACACUCCCCUUUAAGUGGGAAUGUUAUUAGGCAGAAAAAAUAAUUGAUUUAAACAAAGCAGUUCAUGAUUUGGUUGGGAGGUGGACUAGGCCUUGUGAGAGUCAUGAGAGAAUAAUGUACCGGUGGCGAUGUUGAACUGUUGGGUACACCAGAGGAUGUUCACCUAAAAAAUGUCUUAAAUAAAGUCUCCAGUCAGUAGUUCUGACUGGAGCCUUAACUGAGUUUCUCAGGCAAACUGUUCCAGAGGGUUUGGACCUUGACAGCAAAGCCCCGGUCAGCUUUGGUUUUAAACAAGGAAUAUCUAACAUGACCUUAUUAGAAGAUCUCAGGCUAUGGGCUGGUGAGUACUGAUUUAUAAUUGUAACUUUACACACUGAGGCAAAAAAGGCAUCAGCAAUUGGUGGGUGGCAGACAUUAACAUUAGCUUUACACUCUCUAAGGAAGGCAAUGGUUCGACCAGUCCAUGUUUGCCGUAAAAAAGAAACAUAAAAUCACAAGCACCCCAUGUAAGUUAUGUUCAUUUCUGAGUGUUUACUGCCGCUGAUGGUUCCAGAUGUUGGCUGGGGAGGUUGGUGGUUGUCAUCAGCCAUCAAUAACAGUAACUUGAAAGUGAAUCUUGAAAGUGAAUCCAGGUCGUUACGAAACUACCCUGUGAAAAUGGUCAGAGACAAGUAGUGAAAGUUAUCCUCAGCUCUUAUUGAAUAUGACUCUUAUAUCUACCUUUUUCUCUAAUUCUGUCAUUCUUUUUAAAUGAAUUUUGGUAUUUAGGGAAGUUGCAUUUACACGACAGGUGUUUUUUCCCAUGUAGCGAGAAGCCUACUUAUUUUACUAGACAGGUGAAAACUGCUGCAUCUUUAAAGAGUAUGUUUUCAUUGCCAUGAAGUCAGCCUUAAUUUUAAAAGAAGGAUCCUUUGUCUCCCACUUUCCCAUGCAAGUUUAACUCCUAUUUAUCCAUCAUCUUUAUCCACUCUCAACAAACAUUUACAUGUGCACAUUGGAAAUGUAUUAUUGAAAUGCCACAUAUUUCUCCACAUAUUAGUACAGCUAUGAAAUAUAUUAUUGAUGGUUUUAAAUAUAUCUGUCAGACAUGGCCAAAUAUGAAACUGAAAAUGAGUGGUGCUGGAGGAGGACAACGUUAUUACAAUACAAAGUGCCUCUGAAUUUACGGCUGAGUUAUUAUUAUUAUUAUUUUCAUUUUUUAUAGCAGCAGACAAGAAACAGUACAACAGUAUCUUUGAAUUAUCGUGAGAUAAUGUUGGUGGGAUUAUGUCUCACUUAUAGAGCAACUUAUAGAGCAUUGACAUUAUAUAUAUAUACCCUAUUGAAGGGUGCUGUA
This is a messenger RNA of Limanda limanda (common dab), 3789 nucleotides long. RefSeq names its product dapper homolog 3-like. Gene Ontology annotation, cellular component: cytoplasm. The record is from RefSeq and is a predicted model, not a curated record. Lineage: Eukaryota; Metazoa; Chordata; Actinopteri; Pleuronectiformes; Pleuronectidae. Gene Ontology annotation, biological process: negative regulation of canonical Wnt signaling pathway. Bases 346 to 1827 code for a protein of 493 amino acids. The transcript has 3 exons.